This is a messenger RNA of Rhipicephalus sanguineus (brown dog tick), 4965 nucleotides long. RefSeq names its product carbonic anhydrase 1. The coding region runs from base 237 to 1469 and encodes 410 amino acids. The record is from RefSeq and is a predicted model, not a curated record. Gene Ontology annotation, cellular component: plasma membrane. NCBI's taxonomy places the organism in Eukaryota, Metazoa, Arthropoda, Arachnida, Ixodida, Ixodidae. Gene Ontology annotation, molecular function: carbonate dehydratase activity; zinc ion binding. The transcript has 9 exons.
CUGCUCCCGCCCCUCCGCGGCGUGACAGCAGCCAGCGGGCGCUAGCGAGAGGGUCGACUUUUUAAGCGUGGCCGCGGGGGAUUCCUGCCAACAGUUUCGCUUUUCAUGCUGCCGACGAGCAUAGCCGCACGGGGCUUGUUCUUCGAGAGGUCGCCUUUUCAAGUGCACGACAACGCAACGUUCGCACCGCACGUCACGUCACCGCCGUCGCCGUACCGGGACUUUACACUACUACCAUGCUGCCGGCACCGAGCCAUGUCCUAGUGCUCGCCGUUCUGGUCACUUUGGUGGACAGAGGUUCAUGCAGUGCAAAAUGGGGCUACAGUGGACCAUUCGGGCCCUACAACUGGGCGAACGUUGACACGAGUCCCAAUGUGAACCAGUGCGGGGACAAGCAUCAGUCACCCGUGGACCUGGACGACCGCUACGCGGAGUACGACUCUGGGCUGGCCGAGAUCAACUUCAACGGUUACGACCAAGAACUGUACAACCCGUACAUCGUCAACAAUGGACACACAGUGCAAAUCUCGGCGACGGAGGACUCGAACCGGUUCAUCGAGGGCGCUCGUCUGCCGGGCCGCUUCCAGUUCGCCCAGUUCCAUCUUCACUGGGGCGCGAACUCGAGCAGAGGGUCCGAGCACACGGUCCGUGGGUUCCAGUACCCGCUCGAGCUUCACUUUGUGCAUUUCAACGCCAAAUACGGCUCCGCUGCUGAAUCCAUGAAAUACGAAGACGGACUCGCUGUCGUAGCUGUCUACUUUGAGGUGAGCCCGACGGCUAACGAGGACUUGAGCGUCGUCGUGGACGCCCUCAAGGAAGUGCGGCUCAGCGACGAGAAGGGCUUCAACAUGCCGAGCCCCGUGGUGCUGAACCGAUUCCUGCCGCGCAUCACGCGCAGCUACUACCGCUACCAGGGCUCGCUGACCACGCCCCCGUGCUCGCAGGCCGUCACCUUCCUCGUGAUGACCACCACGGUGCCAAUCAGCGAGGAGCAGCUGCAGCAGUUCCGGCUCCUGCGCAUGGGCAAGGACGAGAACUCGUCGUUGCUGGUGGACAACUUCCGGCCCACGUUCCCGCUGAACGGUCGACGCGUGUUCAAGAGCUUCCCGUCGUCGGCCCCGGGCCUGGGACCCGAGGGUUUCCCUUCGCUCCAGGACGCCGACGACUCGUACAACAUCUUCCGCGAGUCCGGCUUCGACGACCGAUUCAAGGAACUGGCUUCGGUGGAGUCUCUGGCCCAGGGCGUGGGUGAGGUGGUCCGUCGCUGCAACUACGUGCGCUCCUUCGUCGACUGGCCGAGGCACAGCCGCGUGUGCGCGCCGAUCUGGAACGCCUUCCAGGACCCGCUAGGCCUAACGACGACGACGACGCACCUGCCCCAGCCGUUGAUACUGCCGCCGUCCUUCUACGAGAGCCCGGUCACCGGAUAUUACCAGCUGAUUGCGUUCGGAAGGAAAAGGAGGAAGUAAACCCCGCCCAGCAAAAGUCGACCGUCUUCCCCACGUCACCGACUGCACCCUCAUGCAAAACGUUUAGCUGAUUUUCAUUUUGCACAGUGUUUUUCUUUCGUAUUCUUUUACUUCUUGUACUAUUUUGAGCCCGUACAGUACGGUGCAUUGUCAAGGGAGAUCCUUAGUUUGUAUGCUGCCAUCGCUUAUCUCUGAGGCAUAAGUGCUAAAGCUCCGCGGUGCGCAUAAGUGCCCGCCUGUCUAACCGGUAUAUAAGACACUAUAAGGAAGGUUUUACAGACGUGUAGCGUUCACUUAGCUAGGUGGUCCCCUUAAGAUGUGACCGUACUGUACACAGCAGCACAACAGCGCUGCAUUUGAUCAAGCCUUUCACUAGAACUCCUCGUGCCAUUUCACGCAUACAAAUGUGUUCUGUCGGUUGAUAUCUAAUUGCAUGUGCACUGUGCCACCAUUAGUGAGUUCUGAGGCUCAUGUUCGUUAGCCGCUGCUCAUGAACAGGUGUAAAUACUGUUGAAGCAUCGCAAGGUGUCGUGUAUGGUAAUCUUCUGGUGUGCUGUUUUGUUUACCUCUUAUGGAAACAUUCUCUUGCGGGAUUGUGUUUCAUGUCAUUAUGUGCUCAAGUGCCAACAUUAUUGAUGCGAAGAAAACGGAAAAGAAAAUAUCAGAGAAAGGAGAUAGACAUGACUUGUGCCUACCAAGUCCGCAGCUUCGGAAGCUUUUCGUUUUGUAUUGGAAAAAGGUGCGGAUGGAAAAAAGGCGUCGUUCCGGGCGGACGGAAAGCGAAGGGGCUCACGAUGCUUGCAGCGAAUCUCAUUCCAGAAUGCUUAUAUGUAUACAGAUCGUUGCCUUGAUUGGCCACUUGUUAUGCGUUCCUGUGUAAAGCUGCGGCUUUAGCUUCUAGCUACGCCUUUUGUUGUCCAAGAAACGAAAAAAAGAGAGAGAGAGAGAGAGAGAGAGAGAGAGAAAUAAAUGUCAUGAAGGCUUCGCUUGGCUGUGCAACUGAAGUGAUUGUACCUGUAUUUAAAUCAAUACGACCGCACCUAGUCCGUUGAGAAAGUUUGAAAUUGAGUGCAAUCGUCCGUUAUCGUUAAAUGUAGAUAACAGUAAAGGGAAAGUGACCUUCCAGGUGAACACCUUACCAGAUGUACAAUAUAUCCAGGCAAGAAACUACAAGUAGGUACAAGCUCCAGACGGGUUGACCACCACCUGCAACAUUCACAUGUGUGCCGGCCCCACUUGUGGUUAGCUUUAGUAACCAACCUUCGACUGUAGCGUAACGGGCAACUCAACGCUUCUUUGAACGGAAGCGAAAAGCUUCUUGUUCCCAUACGCCUAUUCUUUUUAACCUGCAACUGUUACCACACAAGCCGAAUUCAAUUCUGAAAGUUCAUAUGAUGUCCUUUUCUUUCUUUCGGAUUCUCAUGCGCUCGUGAUUGCAUAGCUAUAUAAUUUAAGCACGUCAGCAAUGUAAUGUCCCUGAUUUGUUCCCUGCGAAAUGAGACAUCAAGCCGUAACUGAUUCUAGUUUGGUUCGGCUAACUGCUUUUAGGUGGUCAGUUGACUCUUACUGCCCAGGAGCACCUGAUGAAAGUGCACCCAACAAGAAGUGAUGAAUAUGCGUAAUUUAGUUCCUCUUUUUUUUUCCGUCCUCCAGUACGCAGCAGUGAGGCCUGAUGAAUAUCUUAAGUGCAUCCGUGAAAGAUACACUUAGAAGUGAAUUUUGCUGCUCCGAUAACAUUUACUUGUACCAGGCCUUACGCUACAAUUUUCUCCUUCGUUGUGCUAAUUCUCGGUACACAGUGAAGAUGUUACUUCGACGUCAGCUGGUUUUGCAUAAAAGUACAGGAAGAACCUCAGGCGUAAAGUUAGGAUACUGCAAUACGCCGCACUGUCGUGUCCUUUGUCCAGGGGGGCGGUGUAUUAAUUCUCAUUUCUCAUAUUCUGCUCUCUCUGAUACUGUUACAUUUGCCUCGGACAUUCCAGUGUGAAUUCUUAUUUGUGUUCUGCCUAGGCGUAUCAUGGCUGAGCCAACCAAAAUUUGUACCUGCGAGAUGCGGUGUCCUAGAAUUGGUGGUCACAUAAAGUUACUGUGUUCUUACCUUACCUGAAGUUACCUGAGAUUGAUCUAAAUGCUCAAUUUUCUUGAUUUUGACUAUUACGGAUCUCACUUUGUCCUCUUCUUAUUAUUUCUUAUUUUGGAUAAUAUAUAUUUUUUUCGUCAAGCAAAUAGUUAUGCACAGACAAAAAGCGAUACUUAUUCGUGUCACAUUUGUUCACUAUCAAAUUGCUCAAUACUCGUGAUCACAUCGAUGACCAAUUCAGCAGCCAAAUUCAACCGAACGACCCGUCGUUGUUGUACCUCGUCGUCUUUACACUGCGUUCUGGUCUGGGAGGGGGUGGGGAAGAGCGGGGAGGGGUGGGGGGCUGCGGUAACACUUUGACCCCCCCUCCCCUAAUGCCCUAAUGGAGAAGCCUGCGCGCGCCUCUGCGCCUGCACGAAAAUGCGAUCACGUGGUGCUUGUAGGGGAAACGCAUAUGGGAAGGAGGCAUUUCAUUCCAGUUUCAACACUAGUAAUACCGGCUUAAUUCCAAUAAUUCCAAUCCUGAAUACUUGAACACCAUACCAGCCCAAUUCUGUUUUGUAUGCGUCUGGGAAGAGGAAUAUAAUUCUGGAAUCAUUCCAAUUCUGGCAUGAGCACUCCGUAACCGUAGUCGCACACAUUACUUCAAGGCUUACAAGUUCGUAGAGGUUGAGGUAAUGUUGAAUCCCUCGUUAUGAAGUAUAGUCGCCGAAGGGCAUUCUUCCAUAAGGCAUUAAGUUAAAAGGACAUUCCUGUGAUAUUCCUUAGCGCCAUAUAUAGAUGAAGGACACAAAGCGCACACUACCGUCAUAAAUGUUCAGGAUACCUGGUCCCACCUUUUUUUUUUCUGGCUCCACUCCCCCAGUCCGUGGUCCCAACUGUAUUUUUGGGCUCUGCCUCCAUAGUCGAUCUGAUGUUGAAACUAUUAAGGACAUACAUUUUAUACAUCUCUCGCAAUCAAAGGUGCCACGAAUCAAAGCAAAGGUGCCACAUAAGAGCGUUUCAUAAAAGUACAAACAACAACUCUGUGAUACUACAGUUCCAAGACAACAAGAAUAAAUCCGCUUACGUGGCUUAAAAUAUAGUUUUUCCGCAAUUAUUUUAUGCUGGUCUUCUACGUAGCAUUUAGUAAAACUUAUUUGUUGCAAUGCCAUUGAAGCUGUGCAUGCAAAAUGCUUCAUUUUGUUGUUGCGCGUAGCGUUUCAAGUGCCAUGUUUUCUUUUUUUGCAUUCCAAGCAUGACUUUAUAUAAACAGCCAAAUAUUGCGCCAUGCAUGCCUGCUGUCAAAAGUCCUCGCCAUAUAUGUGCCAUCUAACCGUGCCAUGCUUCGUCUGCACUUUAUACGAGUGUAAUAGUGUGCAAUAAAAAAUCUCGUGAAGGCAAAUAAACUUGAUUGCUUGUACCCAUGCUCGCCUU